AUGGACGCUGCUGUUGAGGAAGGAGUGGACGUCCUCUCCAUUUCUCUUAGCCCUCAACAACCACUUAAACUCUACAAUGACCUAAUGGCGAUAACUUCUUUUAGAGCGAUGGAGCAUGGUAUCGUUGUCAGCUUCUCGGCGGGAAACAAUGGCCCUGAAUACUAUAGUGUAGUGAAUGGGGCACCCUGGGCUCUCACUGUUGGCGCGAGUACUAUGGACAGGCAGUUGAGGGCAACUGUGGUGUUGCGAAACAGACCGAGCCAGUUCUUCAAAGGCCAGGCGGCUUACCAGCCAAAGGGUUUCGCGCAGGAUUUUCUGCCGCUUGUUUAUGUCCUAGACUGCACAAGUGAUGAUUCAUUGAAUAGAAGCAAGGUCACAGGAAAGAUAGUCGUGUGUGACUAUAAAAGUGAUGACACUAAAGCUUCAUAUGCGGUUAAAAGAAGUGGCGGUGCUGCCAUGAUCCUGGUUAAUGUGAAGAAGGUUGAGAAUACUACAUUCGCGGUAGCUAACUCACUCCCAUCUGCAAACAUCGGUUAUGCGGAUGGUCUCGAGGUUAAAAAAUAUAUAAACUUAACGGCGGAACCCAAGGCCAAGAUAUUUUUCCAGGGAACAGUGUUUGGAGACGAUGGUGCACCAAUGGUUGCUGCCUUUUCUUCCAGAGGACCCAACACUGCAAGUCUUGGGAUUUUGAAGCCGGAUAUUUUAGGCCCAGGUGUAAAUAUCCUGGCAGCGUGGCCGAUCUCACGCGAAAACAAAACAAAUGUGAAAUCCACAUUCAAUAUGAUUUCUGGUACCUCUCAGGCAUGCCCACACCUCAGUGGAGUGGCAGCGCUGCUCAAGAGCACACAUCCUGAUUGGUCACCCACUGCAAUCAAGUCGGCCAUCAUAACCACAGCGGACGUUCUGAAUCGUGCAGGGAAGCCCAUCGAGGAUGCAAAUUCUUACGAAGCCGACAUCUUUGCAACUGGUUCAGGCCAAGUGAACCCACAGGCGGCAAAUGAUCCAGGGCUCGUGUACGACAUCAAAUCCAAAGAUUACAUCCCUUACUUGUGCGGUUUGAACUACACAAACGCACAAGUCCGUAUGUUUUGGAAGCACAACAAGGUGGAUUGCUCGAGGGUGAGAAGCAUACCUGAAGCCCAGCUAAACUAUCCGUCCUUUGUCCUUAAUUUCAUGGGUGGUGAGCCGGUUUCUCAAAACUAUACUAGGAAGGUAACAAAUGUCGGCUUCCCUAAAUCAACUUACAGAGUGGUUGUUGGCCGCCCAGUUGGCAUCAAAGUUGUUGUCGAGCCCGAAACGCUCCAUUUCACAAGGUUGAACCAGACAAGGCAGUAUCAGGUGACGUUUGAACGACUGGCAACCGCACCCAACAAGUCAUUUGUUCAAGGUUUUCUAAUAUGGUCUUAUUCUAAGUACACUGUUAGGAGCCCUAUUGCAGCUAUACUGCAACGGCGGCAAUCAUGGAACUGA
Molecule: messenger RNA, 1470 nt
Organism: Striga asiatica
Lineage: Eukaryota; Viridiplantae; Streptophyta; Magnoliopsida; Lamiales; Orobanchaceae
Source: the annotation of a GenBank genome assembly